Oncorhynchus tshawytscha (Chinook salmon) is the source of this 362-nucleotide messenger RNA. Its product is annotated as CUB and sushi domain-containing protein 3-like. The annotation marks the transcript as partial. Lineage: Eukaryota; Metazoa; Chordata; Actinopteri; Salmoniformes; Salmonidae. The record is from RefSeq and is a predicted model, not a curated record. The transcript is spliced from 3 exons.
CGCCGUGCGGAGGCCGCUCGACAGGGUCAGAGGGGACCGUCCUGUCCCCAAAUUACCCCCGUAAUUAUACCCAGAGUCUGACCUGCGUCUACCACAUCUUUGUCCCCGGGGACUUUGUGCUGUUUGGCCAGUUUGUGGUGUUUCAGACGUUGGCGAGUGAUAUUGUGGAAAUCUACGACGGCCCGACUCCAGACUCUCCUGUCCUCUCGUCCAUCUCCGGCUCUCACUCAGGAGAGACUCUACCUUUAAGUUCUGGGAACAAAAUCACCGUGAAGUUCACCACCGCGGGUCCAGAGACAGCCAAGGGAUUCCACUUUGUUUAUCAAGGCAUGUUUCUCUAUAUUAUCUGCUCUUUGAUAUGA